AUGUAUAUAUAUAUUUUGUUANAAGAAGAAUAAUUGAGAAGAAUAUUAGAAGAAAAAGAUAAAAAAGAAAAAGAAAUUUAAAUGAAGAAACAUAAUUUUUAAGAGUUCAAUUAAAAAUAAAUAACAAAAUUAAAAGAAAUAAUAUCAUAAGGAUAAAACAAAUAAUAAUAAUCAGAAAAAGAAAAAUAAGAUUAAUUGAAAAAAUAAAAAUAUUUACUAGAAUAAGCAAGAUCAAAAAUAUUAACUUAAAAUUAAUCAAGAAUAUAAGAAUAAAAGAAUUUAGAAAAAGAGAUUGAGAAUAAAUUUAAAUCUACAUCAUAUCAAAAAAUAAUAGAGAAAUAUUAAUUUGGAUUGAAUUCUCUAUUCUAAUUCUUAAUUAAAGAGACAUUUCUACCAAUUGGUUAACCAUCUUCAAGAGAAUAAAUUACUUUUAAGACUUUUGCCUGGUUUACAGAUAGAUUUAAUCUCUGUCCUGAAAUUGUAUCUAAAGAUGAUGUUCUAUAACUUUUUAGAUAUUUAACUAGAUCUAAAGAAGUUAUAGAUGGUAUACCACCAGGAAUGAAUUACGAUGAAUUUUUAUAAGCAUUACAUAGAAUUUCAAUUAAAGGAAGUGUUAUAUUUAAUAAAGUUGCAGUUAAUGUAAAAUCUUAAAAAGGAAAACUUGAUAUCAAAACUAUUAAAUAGAUUGUAGAAGCAGAACAAAUUGUUGAUCAAGAACCUUAAAGUCAAUCACCAAAAGCAGAAUCUAUAGUAAUAGAGACUCCUUUAAGAAAUAAAUCUAAAUCUAAUUAUCUUGAGUCAUCUAAAAUAUUGAAAGAAUAAUAAAUAUUUUUCCAAUAAUCAAAUGAAUAGACAUUUGAAUCAUUAAUUCUAUAUUUAGAUGUGAGCAAUGAUAAAAAUUAAUUAGAUUAAAGAUUUAGAAAAACAUUAGAAGAAAGAAAAGUUCCAACUAAAUUGAGAAGAAAAAGUAAUUAUAAUAUUUAUUUUAGUUUUGACUGAAAAGCUUGGAAUUUAGAAUUGA
Molecule: messenger RNA, 1021 nt
Organism: Paramecium pentaurelia
Lineage: Eukaryota; Ciliophora; Oligohymenophorea; Peniculida; Parameciidae
Source: the annotation of a GenBank genome assembly